UACUUUUUCUCUUCCGGCUAUUCUUGUUGGAUAUCCCGUUCGGUCUUGGUCUCUGAUUGGACUGGGGACAGCAAGUGGAAUGAAUUAGUCACAGCUACGAGAAGACUCAGCUGUGAAGUCUCUAUAUUCAAGGGGGCAAACUUCUCUGCCUCAGCCUCACAACAUCCUGCACAUUUGCCAGUGACUGUAGCCAUCUGGCAGAAAUGAAGUCAUCUAUCAUCCCCGUCGACUCUGGAUGGACAGCAGAUGUUGUUGUCCAGCCCAGUGGCGGUGCUGAUUCCUUGGUUCUGGAGCAAUCGGAGUCAUCCCUUCUUUCUAUUCCGCUUCACCCCCUGGGUGUCAAACCUUCUGGCAACCAAUACACUGCUACCAGCAACGCACGCCAUGCAAUUGGACCAUUUCAAAUACUCCCUGACGAGGUUCUGGCAAUUUUCCUGGAAUAUCUUGACUCACCCCAAUUGCGAUUACUCGGGUCUUGCUGCAAAUUUCUCUAUGCAUUUUGCCGUUCUGAGGAUCUUUGGAAGACAUUAUUCAUCGAAUCGCCUCAGUCGAAAUCAGGAUCGUUUUCAUGGCGUGGUUCGUGGCGCUCAACCUUCCUUGGACUUGAGGCUGGCCAAAUGGCUGAGAUCCGCUGCGAGAAUGUCUUCUCAGAUGUGCUCUAUCCACCAUUUCUUUGCACUUAUACUCCACUAAGCCCGUACACUACCAAUAUUCCCAGAGGAAACGCUAUCCCUCGUCUUGAGGAUCUCUCACCAACCGAAUUCUCUGAGAAUUGGAGUGAUAAGCCAUUCAUUCUCACUCGUCCUGUUCGAGAAUGGCCAGUAUAUAAAUCAUGGGAUACUGAUGCCCUGCUAGAACAGUUUGGGAAUGUCAAAUUCCGGGCCGAAGCAGUCGAUUGGUCACUGAACACCUAUAUUCAAUAUAUGAACAAUAGCAGCGAUGAGAGUCCCCUCUACUUAUUUGACCGAGGUUUUGUGGACAAGAUGGGUCUCAGCGUUGGAAAACACCAACAGUCUCCAUCCUACUGGAUCCCAGAAUGCUUUGGGGAAGAUCUUUUUGCAGUUCUCGGAGACAAGAGGCCUGACGAUAAAUGGUUAAUCAUUGGUCCUGCUCGAAGUGGCUCAACAUAUCAUAAAGACCCGAAUGCGACGAGUGCGUGGAACGCAGUUCUUCGGGGUUCGAAAUACUGGAUUAUGUUCCCGUCUAAUGCUUCGACUCCCCCGCCCCCAGGCGUUUAUGUGUCUGAAGACCAAAGCGAGGUCACAAGUCCUCUCAGUAUUGCAGAAUGGUUACUUGGUUUCCAUGCAGAAGCUCGAAACACACCAGGCUGUGUCGAGGGUAUUUGUGGCGAAGGAGAAGUUCUGCACGUUCCUAGCGGUUGGUGGCAUUUGGUUGUCAAUCUUGAUACUUCGAUUGCUAUUACUCAGAAUUUUGUUCCUAGGAGCCACCUGCCAGGGGUUCUCUCUUUCCUCAAAGACAAGCCUGAUCAAGUCUCGGGAUUCAAGAAAGAAGUUACGGAUCCAUACGGGGAUUUUGUGAAAGGCAUGCAAAAGGAGCAUCCCGAUUUGCUUGAGCAAGCUCUUGCUGAAUUGGAGAGAAGAGCCGAAGGUAGAAAGAGAAAAUGGGCCGCCACAAUCGGCAAAGAUGAAGCGGAAGAAAGUCGAGGAUUUAGCUUUGGUUUUGGAGAUGAUAGCGAUGAGGAGGUGCCGUAAAUUUUUCCACGACGAAACUGUAUAUACGCCGUGCAUGAUAUAUAAGCAUAGGUUUGGUGUACAAAUGACAGUUAUGGUUUACGAAGAC
Molecule: messenger RNA, 1800 nt
Organism: Amorphotheca resinae ATCC 22711
Lineage: Eukaryota; Fungi; Ascomycota; Leotiomycetes; Helotiales; Amorphothecaceae
Exons: 2
Coding region: 204-1712 (502 amino acids)
Cellular component (GO): nucleus
Molecular function (GO): protein binding; cis-regulatory region sequence-specific DNA binding
Source: RefSeq, a predicted model, not a curated record